Messenger RNA from Aspergillus pseudoviridinutans, 666 nucleotides. RefSeq names its product DUF899 domain-containing protein. The transcript has 2 exons. Bases 1 to 666 code for a protein of 221 amino acids. The record is from RefSeq and is a predicted model, not a curated record. NCBI's taxonomy places the organism in Eukaryota, Fungi, Ascomycota, Eurotiomycetes, Eurotiales, Aspergillaceae.
AUGGACAGCCAGAAAAACAUUGGCAGCCCCGAAGAGUACCAGGCUGCUCGAGCUCGUCUUCUCCUGCAGGAGAAAGCGGCAACGCACCUGCUACAGGAGCUCGCCGCGCAGCGCCGUCAGUUGCCCAUGGUGCGCAUCCACGACCCAGCUCGGUUCCAAUUCGAUACUCCUGACGGAGUGAAGACCCUGGUGGAUCUUUUUGAUGGGCGCAAACAGCUAAUCCUCUACCAUUUUAUGCUGAGACCCCAUGAGACUGAGGUCUGCGUGGGUUGCUCAUUCUGUAUGGACCAUAUCCCCGACCUCCGCCACCUGUGGAGCAGGGAUACUUCUUUCGUCGCCGUGGCUACCGCGCCCCUGUCUGAAGUAACCGCCUACGGGAAUCGGAUGGGCUGGAAGUUUCCUUUCUAUAGUUCUGCGAAAACGCACGAAAAGUGGGCCGAAGCCGAAGCACAGGGAGAAAUUAUCACCUGGAAGCCCGGAAACGGCUAUUUUGGCUUAUGUUCGUUCUUGCGCGAAGGUGACGAGGUAUUUCACACCUAUGACACCUCGGCUCGUGGCUUGGAGAUCAUCCUGUCCACGUAUCACCUGCUGGAUAUGACCCGUAUGGGUCGGCAGGAGGCGGGAAAAAAUGGAAUGAACGACUUCCGCCGUCACGAUGAAUACUAA